UAGCCCUCAAUUUUCAUAUCUUCAUCUCAUUCUCAACAUAUACACACACAUAUAUAUUAUCGAAUACCGGAUAUCGAAUACGGAAUAUCUGUAAUGGCGCUGAGGAGUCUUGAUAAUGCCUUGCCUUUGGUUCAAGAAAGGCCUAAAAAACAAGCCAAGGUGUCUGUUGCUGCUAAAUUGAAUGCUGUGAAUGAUGAAAAUGUGGCCCCUUUGCCUCCGGUUACGAUCCCCGAUGCCGUCGAUUAUGUUGCUUCUGAUGAUCUUGAACCCCUUGAUGACCCUGAUCUCAAGAUCCAGAGCCUAAUUGAGGGGUUGGAAUCGAAGGAUUGGGUGAAAGUGUGCGAGUCUUUGAAUGAUGCUAGGCGCUUUGCGUUGUUUCACUCUGAUCUGUUGUUCCCCAUCUCGGAUAAAGUAAUGCUUGUACAAGUGAAGGCAAUGAAGAAUCCGAGAAGUGCUCUGUGCAAGACUGCUAUAAUGGCUGCAUCAGAUAUGUUUAAAUGUUAUGGUGAUAAGUUGCUUGAUGACACCACUGCUGAUGCACUUGAUCAGAUGCUCCUACAACUAUUGCUCAAGGCUUCUCAAGACAAAAAGUUUGUGUGUGAAGAAGCAGAAAAGGCAUUAAAGAUAAUGGUAGAUUCCAUUGCACCACUUCCCAUGCUGCAAAAGCUCCGUGUAUACGGAACUCAUGCCAACCCGAGGGUCAGGGCCAAAGCUGCAGUUUCACUAUCUCAAUGUGUUUCAAAGAUGGAGCUUGAAGGAAUGAAAGAGUUUGGGCUGGUUCCAUUGAUCCAAAUGGCUGCGAAAUUGUUGAAUGAUAAGCUCCCAGAGGCAAGAGAAGCAGCUCGAAAUAUGAUCUCACUAAUGUACAAGUCAUUCACGGAGGGUGAAGAGCAGAAAGAAGAGGCAUGGCAAAACUUCUGCCAGACUAGUUUGUCAGCUAUUGAUGCGCUAGCUGUUGUUAAAAUUGUCUCUUAGAAAUCAGAUAUCAAUGUUAGCUAUUUGCAUCAUAUUCUGGAAAUGUAGAACUCGUAGAUGAUGCAGCUACCGCUGCAGCAGGAUUUGCUAUGGUCGAAUGCUAGUCAGUUAAGCAAUGCCAAUAAUAUCGUAUCUUUGUUUUCUAUAUA
Daucus carota subsp. sativus is the source of this 1124-nucleotide messenger RNA. RefSeq lists its product as uncharacterized. The transcript is spliced from 5 exons. Gene Ontology annotation, biological process: microtubule cytoskeleton organization. Gene Ontology annotation, cellular component: cytoplasmic microtubule. The coding region runs from base 94 to 975 and encodes 293 amino acids. Gene Ontology annotation, molecular function: microtubule binding. Lineage: Eukaryota; Viridiplantae; Streptophyta; Magnoliopsida; Apiales; Apiaceae. The record is from RefSeq and is a predicted model, not a curated record.